CACCGAGCAGCCUAUUUCGGAAACGCCGUCCUGUGGUUCAACACGACCAGAAUAAAGAGAAAAGGAAGGAAGCUGAGUCGACUAUAUAUUGCGCUUAGCUGAUCGUAGUGAUUUAGUCAGCAUCGCGGAAAAAGUAGGAGGAAGAGUUGAGUUUUAGUCAAUUUUAUAGCAUACUUCCAUCCGAGUAUUACUAGUUAUUCCGCAAGCCUAUACUACCGAGCAGCGCAAGCAGUGCGGCUGCAGAAAUAGCCGCGUCAGUGCAGUCGACUAGUCCAGUCCGUGUGAUAUUGUCAACAUCAGUCCCGGUUAGCCAGAGUCAACUAGGAUAACUGAACAGAGAUUGGUAUUAUAACAAUAAUUAUUAUUUCCCUUCCUCUGAUCUGGUCGAGUGUCGGAGCUGAGAGCGUAUAUUACGUAUCCGAAACUCCUAAUUCGGCGUGCGCUUGACCCUGCGUGCGCGUACAUGUAUGUGGUCCUCUGCUCCAUUGUUCAGUAGUUUUACCUUCAGGCUGCUGCGAUUCGGCACUGGCCAUGUCGCCUAGGAGCGCUAAACACCCUUGCAUGACUUCCGUCCGGGAUCUCUGGCGAGUGGUUGCCAUCGCACUCCUCUGCUUUCAGGCCGCGACCUCGGCACGUCUAAUUGAUUUCGAUGAAGAAUUAGCUACUGGCCACGAGCGCCUUCGACAACUUGCACACCGCUAUGAGACGGUAGAUGUUGACACGGCUCACCACCUGCACGGAGUUCGGCAACGUCGAGCGACUCAAGGAGACAACACCUAUAGCCACCCACCUUCGACCAACUUUGACAUCCAGGCCUUUGGACAGACAUUUCGCCUGCAGCUGGAGUUGAACACAAUGCUGUUACCAGUCGGCACACAAGUACGCUACUUCAAAGAGAAUGGAGAGCUUGUUGUGGAUCAUGAUGCUGUCAACUGCUAUUACCAGGGUGAGAUGGAUGGAUUUAGUCAUGGAACAAGUCAUGCUGUAAUCAAUACAUGCAAUGGAAUUUCUGGAUCAUUUGGCGUAGGACCGGCUGGUCACUGGACAAUGGAGAGGACCUUUUUCAUUGAACCGCUGACCAAGGAACCCACUCCCAAUGGUACCCACCUUCAUGCCGUUUACAAAGUGGGCGACUCGAAAGAGAACGUUCACUUGGGGAGUUGUGGUGUAUCAACUAACCAAAGCCAAGACCAUGCAUCACCACUAGACCUUGCUGAGGGUAUUUUGAAUGUGGACACGGACACGGUGCACACUCACCAGCGCACUAAACGCCAGACAUCCUCAUCGGUCACACGCUAUGUGGAGUUACUACUGGUACUGGAUGCAACACUCUAUAAAAGCUCUAGAGUAAAUCGAGACUUGACCGUUGCUGCAAAUCGGGCUCGUUCUGUCGCUAAUUUUGUCGAUUCGUUGUACAGACAACUGAACAUCCGAGUGCCAUUGGUGGCUGUGGAGAUUUUCAACAUGGGAAACCGCUUUGUCACGUCAAGCAUAGCAGAUACAAUGCUCGACAAUUUUCUCGCAUACAGAACUGCUCAACUUGUGGGUCGUAUUGCCCAUGACAAUGCACAACUAAUGUCUGGGAUAGACUUUGCUGGCUCCACAACUGGAAUUACUCCUGUCUCCGGUAUGUGCUCAUCAGCAAGAUCUGCAGGUGUCAACCAAGACACAGCGUCAGCGUUCUCAGCGGUAGCGGGCACAAUGGUGCACCAAAUGGGUCACAAUCUCGGAAUGGGCCAUGACAAUGGCCGCAUCUGUACAUGCACAGCUUCAUCUAGUGCAGGCGGAUGCAUAAUGGCUACUCACAACUCCCGUGUUCUACCGUCGGUAUGGUCCAGCUGCAGCCGCUCUGAUCUCAGCACUUUUCUAUCACGCGGUGCUAGCUCGUGUAUGGACAACCAGCCAACAACACUAUUUGGUGACCCGGUAUGCGGCAAUGGGUUUGUGGAGGGCACCGAGCAAUGUGAUUGUGGCACAGCAGCACAGUGCACAACAACAUGUUGUAAUCCAGCUACAUGUCGUUUCACCACCGGUUCUCAAUGCAGCGAUGGUCCAUGCUGUCAAAACUGCCGCUAUCGGGCUACGGGCACGCUCUGCCGCUCCGCUGUGAACAGCUGCGACGUAGCUGAGACAUGUUCAGGCUUGACGCACACUUGUCCCGAUGAUAUCUUUGCACAGAACGGUCAGACUUGCGGUUCGGGGUCAUUGGCAUCAUUUUGCUACGAUGGACAAUGCAACACUCACGAUACCCAGUGCAAGAGAACAUGGGGAAUGCCUGCAUCCGUUGCUCCUCAGAUCUGCUACGAUCAAAACACGCAGGGCUCCGGCAAUGCCAACUGCGGUUCCACGUCAACCAACUACUUGAGAUGCGCAGCCACUGAUGCUCGUUGUGGUCGUCUUCAAUGUAUCGGCGGAGCACCCUAUACCAUAAUCUCGUCAACAAGCCGAACAAGCACCAUAACAAUAAGAUAUAGCCAAGGCACAGUGGUCUGCAAAUCCAGUACAAUCCCACGAACUUCGGACAUGGUCGAUUUCAGCUUAGUGGCCGACGGUUCUCCAUGUGGAUCAAGCUCUCUUUGCGUCAGCCAACGUUGCAGAUCGAUAAGUUCACUUGGCAUUACACCAUGUCCAUCAAGUGGUGGUAGGGUGUGUGCAGGAAAUGGUGUGUGCACAAAUCUCAACUCAUGCUUGUGUAACCGUGGCUGGACAGGUGCUGACUGCUCACGUCCUGUGAAUGGUCAGUGGAGUCCUUGGACAGUGUGGUCAGGCUGCUCCCAAUCCUGUGGUACAAGUGGCGUAAGAACACGCACUCGGGACUGUGAUAAUCCGCCGCCAAGUAAUGGUGGUACGGUAUGCCGUGGUGCAACUAGUGAACGAGAAACAUGCAACCUUGUUCAAUGUCCCACACCUGUCAAUGGUAACUGGACACCAUGGGGUGCAUGGUCUGGAUGCUCGGCUACAUGCGGAGGUGGAACUCGUUUUCGUCUACGUACGUGCAGCAACCCACCACCAUCCAAUGAUGGAUCACAGUGUUCUGAUUCCUUUCUAGCUUCAGAGCAAUGUAACACCGCAGCCUGUCCAACAUGGGGACCAUGGGGCCCGUACAGCUCAUGUUCCAAAACGUGUGGUGGAGGUGUUAGUGUUCGUUCACGCUUAUGUCCUUUACCAGGUGAAUGCUCUCCUGGUGCCGCCACGUAUUCUGUUCAAUGCAAUACCCGUACCUGUGGACCUGGUCCUGUUGACGGUGGCUGGUCAGUUUGGUCCGGCUAUUCUCCAUGUUCCGCUACUUGCGGCUUUGGCUCACACAUGCGAACGCGUUCUUGCAACCAGCCAUCGCCAGCCAACGGUGGCAGGAGCUGCAGGCCUGAUGGUUUGGCAGUGGAAACCAACUCUAUCCGCUGCCAGAGACCUUCCUGUUCUCAAUGGAAUAUCUGGGGAGCCUGGUCAGGCUGCUCCCGUACCUGUGGUAUCGGUGUACGUGUGCGCAGGAGAACAUGUCCAUUUGCUAACAAUUGCCCAGGAUCAGCCACAGAUACUGGCAGCUGUAACGUAUCAGCAUGUGAUAUGUCCAUACCUGGUCAGUGGACACAGUGGACAGGUUGGAGUCAAGUAGGUACUUGUUAUGGCUGUCCACGAGGUAGCUACAGGCAAAGGACUCGCAACUGCACAAGUCCAAAGCCAAUGAAAGGAGGCGCUCAGUGCUUGGGUGUAGGUGAACAGCGCGGGCCAUGUCCUGUGUGCCAAGAUGGUAGUUUCAGUGACUGGUCAGAAUGGCGUGGAAACUGCGAUGAAGAACAUAGCCAAAGUCGAAUGCGAGCAUGCACCAGCCCACCACCGACUAAUGGUGGACUCAACUGCUCCGGUCCAACAACUGAUGAGCGCAUUUGUCCCAGGUUCUUGCCAUGGAGCGAUUGGGCUGAUAGUGGCAAUUGUUCACUAUGCGGUGAAGAUCCGGUAAACAACAUUCAAGUUCGCCAUCGUCAAUGUAACACAACUCGGAUUGCCGCAUGCACAGGUGACCUGAAUCAGACUCGGACUUGCCCGGCAUGCACCUCAGAAACCAACUCUACCUCCUGCCAGGGACCUUCCUGUUCUCAAUGGAAUAUCUGGGGAACCUGGUCAGGCUGCUCUCGUACCUGUGGUAUCGGUGCACGUAUGCGCAUGAGAACAUGUCCAGUUGCUAACAAUUGCCCAGGAUCAGCCACAGAUACUGGCAGCUGUAACGUAUCAGCAUGUGAUAUGUCCAUACCUGGUCAGUGGACACAGUGGACAGGUUGGAGUCAAGUAGGUACUUGUUAUGGCUGUCCACGAGGUAGCUACAGGCAAAGGACUCGCAACUGCACAAGUCCAAAGCCAAUGAAAGGAGGUGCUCAGUGCUUGGGUGCACGUGAACAGCGCGGACCAUGUCCUGUGUGCCAAGAUGGUGGUUUCAGUGACUGGUCAGAAUGGCGUGGAAACUGCGAUGAAGAACAUAGCCAAAGUCGAAUGCGAGCAUGCACCAGCCCACCACCGACUAAUGGUGGACUCAACUGCUCUGGCCCAACAACUGAUGAGCGCAUAUGUGCCAGGUUCUUGCCAUGGAGCGAUUGGGCUGAUAGUGGUAGUUGUUCACUAUGUGGUGAAGAUCCGGUAAACAACAUUCAAGUUCGCCAUCGUCAAUGUAACACAACUCGGAUUGCCGCAUGCACAGGUGACCUGAAUCAGUCUCGGACUUGCCCCGCAUGCACCUCAGAGCAGGCUGGCGGAGUAUCAGGAGGCGCUAUUGCUGGUAUUGUUGCUGCUCUGCUCGCCAUUCUGGCAGUUGCUGUUGCUGUCAUCCUUAUUGUGACAUGAAACAAUCUGGCAGUGGCUCCACAAUUCUGCCGCCGAGGUGUGGCAGUUUGUCAGAGGGGGGACACUAGGCAGAGUGAGUAUGUCUUGGCCAGAGACUCACAUAAGCCCAAAGCCGCCGUCAUCCUACCGUCGCGCACAGCCAACAGCCAACCCCCUCCACGACCGAACCAGGCACCGCCGCCUCGACCUGUGGUUGCAUUUUCUACGCCGCUGGCCUAAAGAAGAGAAGACUGCAUAAAGAGAGAACCUGUUGAGCGAUGAUGAUAGAACCGACUUAAAAAGUUGAUUACACAAUCAUUGUGAUGUUGGAGUACAUGUACACUGUACCAGUCUACGGUGAUGUAUUUCUAAUGACCAUGGAACCCCAACACUCACACAGAUGCACACCCCCCCCCCCACACACACACGCGCACACACACACACGCACACACACACGCAUCCCCCCCCCCACACACACGGGCAUACACACUGCAGCUCCGUAUUCUUGUGCCUGCGUUCGGUGAGCCUCGAGACAUUCUUAUAAAUAUGUUAUGGCGUGGCGGCAUACUUCACUUUUGCUUCUGCACUCUGUGUGUGAUGUAAACUUGUUAACCUGUACAGUCCGUAUCGCCUAUAAGGUUGGCGGCUAUAGUAAUAUACCGGAUAUAGUGAUCAAUUUCUCAAAUUCAUUUUCAUUUGCCAUAACUUUAAGUAUACACAGUUAUCGCGUAUAGUAAUAAUCGUCUAUAGUAAUAUAUCGCCUAUAGCGAUCAAAUUCAUAUUUCAAAAGACGUUUAUUACACUAUUUUUGCAUCGGUUAUAGUGAUUGAUGUAAAAUCAAGUGAUGUCAGAGGAGAACAGGGUGUUACUUCUUCGUGAAGAACUUGUCCAGUGAGUGUUGUUUGGUGAGUUUUGCUUGUACAAGUUGCCAAAAUAUGCCUCCAUCAUGAGGAAAUCCUGA
This is a messenger RNA of Sycon ciliatum, 5773 nucleotides long. RefSeq names its product A disintegrin and metalloproteinase with thrombospondin motifs adt-2-like. The transcript has a single exon. The record is from RefSeq and is a predicted model, not a curated record. Gene Ontology annotation, molecular function: metalloendopeptidase activity. Bases 532 to 4833 code for a protein of 1433 amino acids. Gene Ontology annotation, biological process: proteolysis. NCBI's taxonomy places the organism in Eukaryota, Metazoa, Porifera, Calcarea, Leucosolenida, Sycettidae.